GCCACCCUCCACGCCUCAUGCCUGCACCCUUCAAAAUAAAAUCCCAUUUUCAGCUUUAUGGGUUCCCUUUUCAAGCAUCUCAAUCUUCCAAACGCCAAGAACUGCUUCAUGUCAAACAAGUUCUACUGCAUGACCAUGAGGAUCAACAUCGACUGCAAUGGCUGCUAUCGAAAAAUUAGAAGAGCCCUUCUUCAGAUGCAUGAGUUGGAGAGCCAUUUGAUAGAGAAGAAGCAGUGCAGGGUGAGUGUGUGUGGAGAAUUCAUUCCGCAGGAUGUGGCGAUAAGGUUGAGGAAGAAAACUAAUCGACGAGUCGAGAUCUUGGAGAUCAAAGAAGUCGACAUGAACCCUGAAAGCAACACAGUUCAGAAGCCUCCAUAAGCUAAUUAUUCUGAUGAAUGUAAUGGGUUUCAAUUGUGUAUAGCAAUAGCAAAGCAUGUGAUAAGGCUUAUGACCCAUAAUUAGGAUUCUAAUGCAAAUUGUUCAUGGAAGUUGGAAGAGUUGAAAAUUCUCAUGAUUUGUUAAACAGGACAAGCACUGGUGUCUUCUAAAGAUGGAAUCAGGGACUAGUGAUAUAUAAAUCUGAAGGAGAAGAUUUAUGCUUAUUUGAUGGUGAGAGAAUUUCUAUUUUUAUUCAUGAAAAUAGAAAAGAAGUUCUUUUU
This is a messenger RNA of Phoenix dactylifera (date palm), 659 nucleotides long. RefSeq names its product Copper transport protein family. Lineage: Eukaryota; Viridiplantae; Streptophyta; Magnoliopsida; Arecales; Arecaceae. Gene Ontology annotation, molecular function: metal ion binding. The record is from RefSeq and is a predicted model, not a curated record.